GGUGGGCAAUUCCACGGGCAUCGUAACUCGUACCUUUCAUUGGAAUCGGUUUCUUCUUCUAGUAUAUUAGAGUUGUUCUUUCCAAAAUCUUUCAAGAUAUUCCUCAAAUCCAUAACACCCAUCUUUUAGAUUCGUCAUCAGAAGAUCAGUAGAUACUGAAUUUUGUAUCAAUUCUUCCCAGUGGGCCAAAAAAAAAAAAAAAAAGCCAAAAGAGAGCUACAUCCACCCUAACAAAUUGAGAUGGGUGUGAUUCUGGAAGAAGCGGAAUCCGAAUUCGACAACGACGUCGUCAUGGUUCCACCCCCAAACUUUGCAACGGUGGAAGAUAACAGCAUUUAUCGCUCUGGGUUUCCUCAGCCUUCCAAUUUUCCCUUUCUGCAAUCCCUCCAGCUCAAGUCCAUACUGUGCUUGUGUACCGAGCCGUAUCCAGAAGAGAAUUUAGAGUUUCUCAAAGCCAACAACGUCAAGCUUUUUAAAUUUGGAAUUGAUGGCACUAAGGAACCAACAGCCAUUCCCAGGAGUACCAUAACAGAGGCUUUGAAAGUUCUAAUUGAUGUACGGAAUCACCCAGUACUGAUUCACUGCAGACGUGGAAAGCAUCGAACAGGUUGUCUUGUUGGUUGCCUUAGGAUAUUGCAGAACUGGUGUCUGUCAUCUGUUUUGGAAGAGUACAAGCAUUAUGCUGGCACAAAGUCAAGGCCAACUGACUUGCUAUUUCUGGAGAAGUAUGAUGCCUCAUUUCUGAGGCAUUGUCUUCAGAACCUCAUAUGCCAGUAUCAAGGGUACGGUUCAAGGAAAAGGCGCCUGCUUUACAAAGAAGAUUUAGUACAGAAGCCCCGGAUAACUUCUGCUUAGUGGUGAUACUCCCGUCCUGGUUUUAUUUGGAUAGGAUGAUUUUCUUCCAAGAAUUAGCACCACCUCGAGAUUCCUUAUCCGUCUCUCCUUUUUGCUGAUUCUUUUGCACAUACAUUUUAGUUAGGGUGCUUUUUCUGUGAAAAGCAUCAGACAGCUUUGAUUACUUCUUUUGUAUUUUUUUUUUCCCGCAAUUUGGAUUAGAGGUAUUGCUGUUGGAUUUCAUCUAUAAAAAUUCUAUGAAGAAAUCUGGAAUUAGAUUUUCAUGUCUUUCGUC
Coffea eugenioides is the source of this 1129-nucleotide messenger RNA. Its product is annotated as tyrosine-protein phosphatase DSP3. The transcript has 5 exons. NCBI's taxonomy places the organism in Eukaryota, Viridiplantae, Streptophyta, Magnoliopsida, Gentianales, Rubiaceae. Gene Ontology annotation, biological process: protein dephosphorylation. The record is from RefSeq and is a predicted model, not a curated record. Gene Ontology annotation, molecular function: phosphatase activity. Bases 241 to 855 code for a protein of 204 amino acids. Gene Ontology annotation, cellular component: cytoplasm.